AUGGUCGACGCCUUCAAGGGCAGGUGGAAGGCCAAGCUAUUCGCCAAGGACCACGCGGGAGACUCUCCACCAGAAGACCCAAAACCCAAAACGCAGACCUCCUUCAAGCUCAAUGAAGAUGUGAACGACUUCCUCAAGCCUUCCACCGAGCGUGCACAAGCCCACAAGGAGGCUGCCGCCUCCGCCUUCCUGAGCACUGCGGGUCGCCCGAAGAUCGACGUCGUCAGCGCACAAAGAUGGCCCUCCUCGAACGAUGUGUUGAACAGCGCAGCGGGGAAAAAUGGAGGAUUGAGGAAGGGGUCCCGCAAGAAGGGGCUCACCGUUUCCUUCGUGCGCACGCAGCCCGAUGUGAUCGGCGAGGGCGGCGACGAGUGCGAGGAGCCGUCAAUUGAAGUAUACAAUCGCAAGAAGUCGAACAGCGUUUCGGACAUGGAUAAGCUAGCAGCGCAGUCGCACCGGGACGAUAUCGCGCUCGGCGCACGCAGCCCCAAAUUCGACGCUCUAGCCAGCCACAAUGCGCAGGCUGCGCAGAGAGGCAUCGUCACCAGAACGUUGACCAGCGGCGGUGAACUGUCUCCGCCAUUGCGGCAGAAGCUCGAGAUGGGCAGCAUCAACACGCAUGCCAGCCCGCCUCCAGAGCCCGCUAAAGGCCUGGGGCACAUGGGACUAGGCCAGCGACCAAAGCCGUUGACGAGAGCACCAACCGGAUUCGAUAUCGUAGAGACUGAAGGUCAGACUAAUGAUCCUAGAAGGCCAAGCAUGGACUCUGCAUACUCAUUCGAGUCGGAAAAUAUAUCCCCAGUACUGUCGAAAAAGGUACCAGAACUCCCACCAAUGCAAGAAGAAGAGGAGAAUUUCAGACCAAAACCGCUGUCGCGAACACAGACGGGAUGGAGCGAACAUGCUGGGGACUCCGACAACGAGCCUGCGCCAGCAGUUCCACCACUGCCAGGAAUGAAGGAGACCGAGUCAGACUCGCCAAUAGAUGCAAAGGCGGUGCUUGCUGAGCGCUAUCUGCAGAGCGAACCUGCCGACCCCAAUUCUUACUCCGCAAGAGUGAUACACAAAAUGCGGGCAGACGAGGGCAAUGCUUUGCAUGAAGCUGCACAACGAGCAACCGAUCAUUCAAAGAGCGAUUCCGGCUCGAGUGCCAGUUCGUUUCAACCAGGCUCCGUGCAGUCCAGUGGGUUCGCAGUGGGGACACCACCCGCAACAGUCACUAUGCUUGCUGGCAAAACUCCACCACGAUUUGCUACCCGCGAUCUGGGACCAGCUCCAGAGUCGCCUCAACGCGCAUUGGAUGUAGAAGAUCCCUACAGGUCGAGAGCUCGCGGGCCGUCUCCUGGCAGGGGACCGAUGCCUCCAGGAACCCUCCCUCUGGACACUGACCCUCGCCCUUCUUCGUCUUCUUCUGGCCAUACCAUGCCUUCAGCAGCAUCCCGGACGCGCACUUCACCGCAUGAGCAAAACUCUGCAGCCACGACUGCGUCAAUACAACAAACGCCCUCCACCCUAGAGAACCAACCAUUUUCCGCCGUAAGGCAAACCUCCAUAGUCCCGACUCCACCGCAGUUCGAGCGACAGGCCUUCGCCUCGCCGCCGCGAGCAGAGCAACCGCCUGCGCCACCACCACACCGUGAGAUGCCAGCGCAGCAAACCGCUCCUAGUAACCAACGCCCGCUCCGGCCGCGCCAUGAUACAGCCACGUCAACGUUAGGUCGCUCAGAUACCAAAGUGCAAGCGGAAGGCGCAUUCCUAGAUUUCGGCGAGCGAGUGGAGCACAUGCGUGGGGUCUUCCAAUUAAUGGCACAGCUGAAUGGCCAGAUAUACGAUCAUGCGCCAACUGUCUGGCUGCGUGUCGCCAGUUGGUGGUUUCUCAAGGGGCGUGCGGCGAUGGAGACAGCCAUCAGGAGUCGAGUCAAGACCGCAGAACAGCAGCCAGAACGUCUUAUUCAAGCACAUGUGGAUCUUGCGAAAACAUGGUGGAUACUCGCCGAAGUCUUUGCUAAUCAUCCGAAGCUAAGGAAGUUCGGUGAUCAACAGAUGGCUUCGCAGGCCAAUGCAGCUAGGGAGGCCGGGGACGAACACAGUGCAGAAGCGUACGAUGCGCACGACGCCAUCCUCUCGGCCUUGAAGAUGCUGCUAGGAUCCAUGAAAAGACACCAGAGUAUGCCGCCUACACAGGCUCUCAUACAGGGUCAACAACAGGACAUUUGGGAGACUUAUCCCAAAUUUGCUCCAGACGCGGCGAGUGUCCUCUCUGCCGCUUCAGCUAAAUUGAUUGUUGCCGAUGGCCAGCAGCCGCGUAUCAACCCUAUGAAGUUCAUGCCCGUGUCGGAUACGAAAGCAGACUUCUGUUAUUUCAGGAUGUUUGCGCAGGUUUCAAUGUCGACAGAAGAUUUAAACACCGAUCGCGCUGUUUUUCCGGUCGUCAUUUCUGUACUGAGGUCACGCGACAACUUCAAUGUCAAACUCGCGAUCAGCAGUCAGACCGAGCUCGUCAAUAUCAUGGUAGGGCCGUCUGCGGAUCUUGGUGCCACCUGGAAAGAUGUUUCAUGGAGAUCAAAGAGCCAUGGCUUUGCGCUCCAGCUCCGUCACGGGUUCGUUCUGAAUGUUGAACUUCUUGAUUCCGACUUUCGUAGUCUCUGGAACAUUGUCGACCACACGAACCGCGUUGAUAGCGCUUUACGGGAACGAAGUGAUGAACAGGCUGCAUGUGUAAUGAUGCUUCGCGAAGGAAUCUACAAGGAUCCGACCAAUCCAGCCGCAUUUCCAGCAGAGCCUGUUAGAGGCAGCAAAUUACUCCUUUUUGAGAAGUUCGAUCUGAGUAGCGAGGGCACGGGCAAAAGAAAGCUUCACCGUGGUUACCGAGUAGUCAUGGUCACUCAUCCCAGAAAUCGUACGGUAGGGUUCGUAACCCAUGAAGCAGGCACAAAGCAGGAACCAUUGAAUUUUGCCUACACGACGGAGCCUGAUCAAGCCCCUUCGCUAGUCAUUCGGUUCCGAGAGGAAAUGCCGGACAAGCGGAUGAAGAUCUGCACCAUGCGUAUGGUCUUUGGUGACAGCAAGGAGCGAAAUCACAUUUUCGGGCUCCUCACUUCCUUGAACACCGGCGAAUCGGAGAAGAUGUUUGCUCAAGUUCCUUUGAAAGCUUACAAUAUCGAGAGCGCGGACCCGGCGGAAGGUUUCAGUCAAAGUGGAAGCAAUGUGCUUAACAAAUUACAAUGGCUUGAAGCAAAAACUAUGAAUCAAGAUCCCGAUGUCUUUGGUUUGGAGUCUGCGCCCACCGUCAUGAGCGAAAGCCUGAGAAUCUUGUGCAGACACAGCGCUGGCGUUUUUUCGGACCGCAUGAACCUUGACACGGGAGAGCUGCUUGUUCGAUUGCCAACUUCCGGUGCUCCCGAACUUACCUUUCUCAGAAAUCCGCAGCGUGACAUGGCUAUUGCUGUUGAUGCGUCGCGCUCGGACAAAGAUAUACCAGAUGCACUGGCAGACCUGCUCCGAACCCUCAUUAAUGCGUCUACUAUAAGGCGGCUGACAUUCGCCUCGUAUCAAGAUCUGCACGCUUUCCAACUUGCUGUCACUGGUUUCUCGGUUCGAUUUGAUGGUAUCGCUUCCACUCUCUCAAUCGCUCGACGCCGCAUGGUGGUCCCAAUCUACAAGCAGUGGACCGCAAACACAAUUCGCAUUCAGAUUGUCGAGCAGGACAACAUCGUACAACUUCUCGCUUUCUUCGAAGAGUUCUCACACGCAGACGCCAUGAACUUCCAACUCAAGCCGCAAGAUGAAUUCCAGAAAACUGACAAGGGCGGGAAAUCCUCUGUACGGCUUGUGGACUGCAAGUUUGCUUUACCCGUUGAAGAAAGGAAAGGGGAGGGCAAGAUGGGUAAAGAAGAGGGAAGGUUGACCGGCUGGGCUGGCAUGAAGAGGAGAUUCGUCUGUCUGGAUCAGAUCGAAUAUCCAGGAGAGCACGACGACAUUGUGAUAUCGUUUGAUAGCCAGGAGACGCGAGACAAGUUCGCCGAAGCGCUCCCAUCGGCGACAGUUUCGCGGAAGUUCACCGUCCGACGGAAGAUCUAG
Messenger RNA from Didymosphaeria variabile, 4080 nucleotides. RefSeq lists its product as uncharacterized. Bases 1 to 4080 code for a protein of 1359 amino acids. The record is from RefSeq and is a predicted model, not a curated record. Lineage: Eukaryota; Fungi; Ascomycota; Dothideomycetes; Pleosporales; Didymosphaeriaceae. The transcript is spliced from 5 exons.